This is a messenger RNA of Ectocarpus sp. CCAP 1310/34, 2247 nucleotides long. The record is from the annotation of a GenBank genome assembly. Lineage: Eukaryota; Phaeophyceae; Ectocarpales; Ectocarpaceae.
AUGCAGGCCGUGUGGGCUAGCGCCGCGAUGGUGACUCCGAAGAGACUGGGAUACCGGCUGCUGAGUGACUUUCGUGCGGCCAACAUGCAUGUAGAGAAGUCGUAUUGUGCCAUACCUAACCCUGGAGCUAGUAUGGCUCAGCUCAGUGCGGCUAAGUUCUAUGGGAGGUUGGAUCUCUUGCAAAGGACGAAGCGCGUGGCCGAGACUCGCGCAAUCGCUGUGGAUGUGUGGACGACCGCGCUGAUCGAGGCGUGGACUGCCGCGCAAGACCUUGCUGUCCGCGCUGGUGCCUUAUCUCACCCUUACCCAGUUCGCGCGAUGCUCAUGUCCGAUGAACAAUCGGGGAGCUUACUCACCGGAGUGCCCCGAACUCAGCUGGACCGUGGCGUUCCUGUGGAGGAUAUGGCUCAUAAACCGAUGGGGUUUGCGAGCGAUACAUUCACGAGGCCGCAGCAGCGAUGGGCCACGGUAGACAAGGUGGACAACGAAGGGUACGCGAUCGUGAGUAUGUUCAAGCGGUUGGAGUAUUUGCCUUGGGAUGACGUGCAGAUCUUCAUAGAUCACCGUAAUUUCGCGUACAUUUUGACCCAGAGGCUUGCGUGUCUUCCUUAGCGAAAGCCACGGCUCAGCGCCUCGACCAGUGAAAAGCUGUCUUGGGCAAGAACGAUUCCACCAUCAGGCACAUUCUGGGUGGGUGGUAUUGCUGGGGAGACCUUCUGUCGCGUUGGGUUUCUAUGCCGUCGGUGUAACUGGUGGUUUGGGCACACAUGAAAGAAGCUGGGCAUCGAGGCGCUUUCGCAACCUUCCAGCGGCUGUGCGAGCGACUGUUGCUGGUUUCGGAUGGAAGAGCAUGUCACCGACCUCGCUAUGCCUGCAUGGCAUGGAUUCCACGGAAGGGGAAAAGGUGCCCUGUCCGCUUGGGUCAAGACCACGCCCGGCACGCGUCCUGGUGAAGUUGUUCAAUUCGACCAUCUCUACGUGGGAGCGAGGGGCCCGCUGUGGAAAGAUAGCUUUGACGGGGAGGGAGGGUUCCAAGUACAUUGUGGUCAUGAUGGACGACAUUUCAAACUGGGUUUGGCUGGAGUCCACAGGGGCGUGCACAGCCCGCCUGACCGCGCAGCAUCUCCGGAGGCGGUGUAAGGUCUUGGGUGCGCCGGAGCAUUGGGCAUCGAAUGGAAUGUGGACUUCCUAGACGAGAAAGCUUUGCGGUUGAAGGUGAGCGUGUCGUCGAGACCCAACGUCAACUGCUCAAGGAAGUUCUUGACAAGGUUCAGGCGAGUCGGAGUAAAGCACCGAGUGUCUGCGCGUGUUGGGACUCUCCCUGAACUCGUGGUGGGGACCUACGUGCUGAUGGCGCGCGCUAGCCGGCGUGGGUCGACAACGAAACUGCUCAUGACCUGAAAGGGGCCGUGGAGGAUUGUUGCCGCCGAGGGACCGCAUGUAUACGAAUUCCAGAACAUCGUGUGAGGUGAAGUUCGGGAUGUCCACGUCGUGCACUUGCGGUCCUACGCCGCUGCCGCUCUCAAAAUCACGGCCGAUCUGAAGGAGAUUUUUCAGUAUUCUUUCACGCAGCGAGGUUCGAGAUGGAGGCGAUCGUGGACAUGUUUGUGGCGGAAAACUGCCUUGGCUUUGAUGUGGAUUUUCUUUUUUUGCAAGCGUACGGCCUUGGCCAAGUUAGUUUGGUUUUUUGUCAUUAGCGUGUUGUAGUCAUUUCUAGCGUGGCGCUUGUCACCUUUGGAGGUGGAAAUUCUGCACUUUGUCUAUUAACUAAUCACAUGUGAAGCGUGCGACCAUAUUCAAAUUAGUUUGGUCGUGCGCCAUUUGCGUUUUGUAGUCAUUUGUAGCGUCGCGUGCUUGUCACUGUUAAAUGUGGGAAAUCUACGCUUUGUAUGAGAGUUAAACAUGCGUUGACUUAUGGAAUGGAGUGGCAUUAGUCCGGGAUGAUGUCGCCGUGUAUUGGUGUUUAUCGUUCACAAACACCGUUGUCGUUAUUCUUGAGUAAAACCAGGAGCGUACCACUGUCCAAAAAGGUGAUUUUGGAAAUAUCUCAAGAGCAUUCCUGAGAGGUAUCAGUUGGCGCUCGAAAUUUCCCUUGGAAAAUCGAUCCCACCCCCGUGCGUUCUCUCGCAUAUUGACGGUAAAUAGCUUUGAGGGUGUUGAGGACGCAGCGUACCUGGUAGCAGUAGUUCACGAUGGGAAGCCUCUCUUUGGUUUCAGCAUGUACCUCCAGAUCUAGCUUCGUUUUGC